Molecule: messenger RNA, 2200 nt
Organism: Erpetoichthys calabaricus (reedfish)
Lineage: Eukaryota; Metazoa; Chordata; Cladistia; Polypteriformes; Polypteridae
Product: zinc finger protein 664-like
Exons: 3
Coding region: 360-1688 (442 amino acids)
Biological process (GO): regulation of transcription by RNA polymerase II
Cellular component (GO): nucleus
Molecular function (GO): DNA-binding transcription activator activity, RNA polymerase II-specific; RNA polymerase II cis-regulatory region sequence-specific DNA binding
Source: RefSeq, a predicted model, not a curated record
UAGCUGUUCCGAGUGCCCCUUGGAUUUGUACUUUUAACGUCCGGCUGUGAGACGUAAAUACUGUGGAUUGAAGUGCUGCUGGGAAAUAGAGUUUUUACUGGUCUUUAACUGUCGUUAAGUCUUUAACGUUGCUUCCAAGGACUUCUGGGAAAUGAAGUCCAGUAUCCGAUCAUUUCUUCCCGCAGGAGUCUUGUUUCCGGCUUAACGAUCUACAUGAUGAGACGUCCAAGUAGGACAAAAUGGGGAGCUGGCUGUGCAGUGAAGAAUUGUGCACUUUGAGACAACAACUGUAAGUAGGAAGAGGGCCACAGAGAAGAGAGGCCAUUGACCGAGGAAGAGCAAGGCACAGCAGAACAAACAUGGAGUCUCACAAAGAAGAUAUUGAAGCACUAAGAUUGGUCAGUGUCAAAGAAGAGGACUGUGAGUGGGAAUCUGUCCAGUCGCUCCAAGAGGGUGACUUCUUGAAGCAGGAAGCUUGCCAGUGGGCUGAUGCUAGCAUUAAAGAGGAGAAUUCUGAAUUUGGACUUCCAGGUCUUCAAUCACAAAGCCAUGAAAUGUUGGACCUACAGGACCUACUAAAGGAAGGUACAAUGUUAAAGAAUGACUCCAUUUUGAAGAUGUGUUCAGCUGUAAAACAAGAGGUAACUGAUUCUGACUCACUCCAAUGGCUGCAGUACCAUCCUCAGGAGCAUGUGAAGGCUGAGAUCUUAGACUCUGACCAGAAUACAUGUGGAGAGAUGUGGUGCAAGGGAGAUUGUGAACAACCAUCAUCUGCAAGACAGCAUAGAAAACGUUUACAAGAGGAAGGCAUCUUCUCCCUGUCUUCGUUUUCUGAGGAUUCUUUUCAGUGCAGCUCUCAACAGAAAGACUAUAAUGGAAAUAUGGCAUCUGGGUCAGGGAACAUGAAUUUGGACAUUUUGCCAUAUAGUUGUCUGAAUGUUGUGACACUGCCACCAUCAGGCACUGGUAAAGUUUGCCAUCAGGUGCAGCGUACAAAUCCAGGUACUUUGCAUCACUGCCACGAGUGUGGAAAGAGUUUUAAGAACAAGUCUCAUCGCGAUAAACACUUGCGAGUUCACACUGGAGAGAAGCCAUUUUGCUGUCCAGAUUGCGGCAAAAGAUUUGCAGACAACUCCCAUCUUCAGAGGCAUAAGAGAAUUCACACCGGAGAGAGACCUUAUGACUGCAGCGAGUGUGGUAAGCGAUUCUCACUCAUAGGCAACCUUCAGAGACACAAGAGAAUUCACACUGGGCUUCGACCAUAUUACUGCUAUGAAUGUGGCCGACGAUUUAUGGAGAGACGGAAUCUUGAAAUGCAUCAGAUAAUUCACACUGGACAGAAGCCAUAUUGCUGUAGUGAAUGUGACAGGUGUUUCUCACAGAUAGGUAGCCUUCAGAGGCACAAGAAAAUGCAUGCUGGCCAGAAGCUUCACUGCUGUUCUGAAUGUGGCAAAAAGUUUGCACAACUAGGCCAUCUUCAAAGACACCUUCAGAUUCACACUGGGGAGAAACCCCAUGGCUGUUCUGAGUGUGGCAAACGAUUCUCACAAGUAGUUGGUUUGCAAAUACAUCGGAGGAUUCACACAGGAGAGAAGCCAUAUUGCUGCUCUGAAUGUGGCAAACGGUUCACACAGCUAGGUCAUCUUCAGAAACACACAAGAAUUCACACUAGAAACAAGUCCGAGUGAUUGCAAUGAGAGAUUUAGGCAGGUAUUUCCAAUUUUAAAAAUUAUCAAUAAUUUAAAAAUCCUUGUUUAGAUUUAUUAAAUGUGGGAAGAAAACGUACAGUGUUGUUGUGAUAUUGGAGCAGAAGAAAACUAAAGCAGCUACUUGGAUUUGCUCAGUUUUCCUACUCAGAUAUAUUUAAAACAAGAGCAGUGAAAUCAGAAGGUAUUCAGGCCCUUUCAGUUUGUACAUACUAUAUUGUGUUGUAGAUUUAAUUGUAAAUGGAUAUAUUUGUCAGUCUGUUCUCAAUAACCCAUAAUGACAAAGUGGAGACAUGUUUCCAGAAAGCUUUGCUAAUUAAUUAGAAUUCCUCUUUUCUUGGAGUAUUCAGGUGAUUCCUGUUUGUUUUAAUGCUCCUUGAGAUGCGUCUGGUACUUGUUUGGAGUCCAACUGUGGCCAACACAAUUGAUCAGACAUCAUUUAUAAAGUCACACAGAUCCUUGUGUAUAGAAGGCCCCACAAUUCACAGUGUAGU